Stomoxys calcitrans (stable fly) is the source of this 1165-nucleotide messenger RNA. It is a transcript of the gene Gr8a, whose product is annotated as gustatory receptor 8a. Gene Ontology annotation, biological process: sensory perception of taste. Lineage: Eukaryota; Metazoa; Arthropoda; Insecta; Diptera; Muscidae. The record is from RefSeq and is a predicted model, not a curated record. The coding region runs from base 1 to 1128 and encodes 375 amino acids. Gene Ontology annotation, cellular component: membrane. The transcript is spliced from 5 exons.
AUGGUGGUGCAAGUGUCUUCUUUCUUGCAUUGGCAUCUUAAAAUAUUUCAAGUAUUGGGGUUUUGCUUUGAGAACAUAGGCAGCGACAAUGUAAAUCGAAAACGAUGGUCAUACCUAUGGCCCUGUUUUCUUAUGAUCGCUUUUAAUGUUGUAGCUUUAAUGUCUCUCUGCAACAGUGAAGUUGUUUUCUUUGCCAAUGACUCCUUUGGAUUCUUCAAUGAUGUUCUAAAAGUGGUUGCUGCUGACAUUGCUGUUACCAUCUCAUAUAUGGAAUCGAUAUUGAAACGUUCUUCUUGCCACAAAUUUUGGUCAAUUUAUUGCAAAUUACAAGAACAGAAAUGGGAAUGGACAAAUUGGCAAGAGGAGUUACGUGAAAAUUUUCGUUUUGCCAUUAUGUUUUACACAUUUAUCAUAUGUGAAGCAUUAGUGUUGUUGAUUUUGGCUAUUGCUUACCCUUUUCAAUUAUUUUGGAGUAUCUAUUUUCCCUUCAUCAUUGUUAUCCAUUUACGUAAUAUGCAAGUCAUAUUUCAUGUUGAAUUAAUACGCCUUGAAUUGCUGAAACUCCGCGAUGAUCUUAUUCGCAUGGCAGACUACUCGAAAUUUCUAGCUCAAGGCAAAGGAUUUAGGGGUCUUGAGAAUUUUUUUCACUUCAAAAUAGUAGAGAAACAGAGAAACUACCAAAUGAUCUAUGAAAUGUAUGAACAUUUUCAAAACACAUUUGGCUUCUCCAUAUGUGCUGUGCUUUUGAUGAUUUAUGUUAGGAUUUUGGUGGACUCAUAUUUUGGUUACUACAAUGUUUACCAUGGAUCGAUUACAUUUGAAAUAUUUGUGGUCACUCCAGCUUUUAUGCAGAUUCCCAUGUUUCUUAUUUCUUCGAAAUGUUGCAUGGAUGUGGUAAAAUCUAUAACUUUGAAUUUACAUGGCAUCAUCAGUCAAUUUAAUGACCAAAAUAUCAUUAUUUCUACACAGCUGCAAAAUUUCUCUUUGCAAAUUUUACAUCAAGAAAUAAUCAUAAAUGGCAUUGGGAUAUCGCGAAUGGAUGGAUAUAUGUUGACUAGGGUCAUUGGAUCGAUAACAACCUACAUGAUAUUUUUCAUACAAUUUAUGCCCAAAUUUUCGAAUGUAUAAGCUAAUGAUGUUCAAUAAUCUUAUAGUAAUAAAUAAU